AUGGACUUUACAUCAACACCAGAUUUUCCUCCAACAUCUGAUCCAGCAUUAUUAGAAGAUUGGGAGGAAUCAUUUGACCCUCUGAUUUUACCAUUAAAUACUAAAUCGGACGAAUUCGAAGCAUUACAUUUGUUUGAAGAGGAAACUCGGCUGAGGAAGAAUAGAGAAAAGGAGGUUAUUCAACAUAGAGCUUGGAAAGUUGCAGAGGUCUUUCGAAGCGAAGCAGAUCAUAUUCAGGAAACACCAAUUCGAAUAAAAUCCUCGAAGCAGCAGCAUUCCUUUUUCAUACCCUCCUCCCCGCCAGAUCUCAAAAUGCCUUUAAUAUCGUCGCCAAUCGAAUACCCUCCGAGUUCCUCACCACCUGCGGUGAAAAGACCACAUCCAGUCAAAGCAUCAGACCUUCGAAGGCCACUUAAGAUUGGAGGGUUUCUGCUAGAUGAUGGCUCAGAUAUGGAGGAAGACUUUGAGCAACCUGCAGCUAAACGAAGAAUGACUGAGAAACCAGCAAGUCCGAUACUUGUACCAGAAGAAGAUCCACAAAAAGACUCCGCAAACGAUUAUGAAAGCCGACCACAACCACCGAAAAUUGGACCACGUAAGACUGUUAGUGGUUUCAUGAUUUACGAUGAUGACGAGGAGGACGAUGAGGAUUCAAGGGUGGAGAUUUUGCGAGAGACGCAAUUACUACAACCGGACUUUGAACCUACGACACAUUCCCAUGGGGGCAAUAAUCAUACUUCAACAUUGCCAGCUUUUCUCAACAAUAAAACAACAAAAGCUGGAGAUAUACAAACAUGCUCGGGGAAAUCCUUUUCGAUUAACUUGAAGAAGAAAGCUGCACCUAUCCCAUUCGAGAAAUUGGUAGCAGCAAGAUCUACCACAAAGGCUGGACGAGCAAAGAAGAGUUACUAUGGGAUAAAUAUACAUGAAUUGGUCGAGGAAGCUUCGAAAGAGACUAAGGCGAGGGAAUUACGAAAAGCCGAAACCGACAACAAAAUCAUACCUUCGAUCGAGAACUUCGCAGGGAAAAAACCUCGCAAGUCAUUGAUGUGGACCGAAAAGUAUCGGGCGAGACAUUUCAUGGAACUUUGUGGGGAUGAUCGCACCCAUCGUCAAGUACUACGAUGGCUCAAAGCCUGGGAUCCUAUUGUUUUUCCUAAAUCCGGAAAGCCUAAAGUUGCGCCGACGAAGAAAUUUGGGGAACCAGAUGAUGAAAAACCUCAUCGCAAAAUUUUGAUGCUUACCGGACCUCCCGGUCUUGGUAAAACUACUUUGGCACAUGUUUGUGCAAGACAAGCUGGAUACGAAGUCAUGGAAAUCAAUGCCAGUGAUGAACGAAGUCGCGAUGUGGUGAAGGGUCGAAUUCGAACGAGUGUUGGUACGGAAAGUGUCAAGACUGGUUCGACUGUUACGUCCAAGUCCGGACACGUAUCGAAAAAUGCCCAUCCACUUUGUGUGGUUGUUGACGAAGUCGAUGGAGUUGUAGGAGGUGCCGGUGGAUCGGGUGAAGGUGGAUUUAUCAAAGCUUUGAUUGAUCUAGUACUUCUGGAUCAGAAGAAUUCUUCGACAGUGAAGACGAAUACGAACUACUCAAAGAAGAAAGGUGAUGAUUUCCGACUCAUGAGACCACUAAUCUUGAUCUGCAACGAUGUGUAUCAUCCAUCUCUACGACCGCUACGCAAUUCGAGUUUCGCCGAAGUCAUACACAUCCGAAAGCCACCAUUAGAUGCUGUCGUACAGCGGAUGCAAGCAGUUUUCGAGAAGGAGGGGGUAACCUGCGACAAUGACGCUAUCCGUCGGUUAUGUGAAGCAACGUGGGGAAUAAGUCCCAUGGAUGCUAAGAAAGGAGGUGAAGGAACCGGCGAAGGCGAUCUACGAAGCAUCAUGGUAGUUGGAGAAUGGGCAGCAGGAAAACUCAAAACCGAGUCCAAAGGCCAAAGACCUCGCCUGACUCGAAAAUGGGUUGAACAGAACAUGACUGGCGAUCUAUCCCACGGCGGGGGUGGCUCUCGCGCUGUUGGACGAGGAGGUACCAAAGAAGUCGUGAAUCGUGUCUUCCUCGAGGGUGCUGGUUUCCCUCGGCCUACAAGCUUCAAAGACAUAAUUCCCGAUGAUACUUUUAAUUCAGAGCCCAAGACCCAACUUGGUGUUGCCGAGCUUGUCCGUAAAGCAGGUAUGGAUCGUCUAGGAUCCAUGAUCGAGACUAGCGGCGACACUGAUAGGAUUAUGACUGAUAUCUUUGGCGAAUAUCCCAAUCAACCCUUCAACGACGAUUCCAUACUCUCUAAACCCGAUGCUGCAUACGAGUGGCUUCAUUUCCACGAUAGUUGUUCAUCGCGCGUCUUUUCUGGUCAGGCGUGGGAGUUGGCGGGAUAUCUCACACAACCCGUUUUAGCAUGGCAUCACUUAUUUGCCUCGCCUGCUCGUCACUAUUUCCGGUCCGACUAUCAACCCAACAAGAAAUGGAAUAAAAAUGACGAAGAUGCUGAACCGGAAGCUGAACCCUUACCAUUCACUGGCCCUCGCGCAGAUUUCUCUGCCUUUGAAACGGAAAAAUUAAAUCGGAGUACUAUUCAAGAACUACAAUCCCAACUCGACGCCAAACUUCUGAGAAGUUUUCGAAGUUGCGAGGAUAUCGCUAUGGAUUUGUUGCCGUAUGUUGUGCGCAUCAUCAGUCCGGAGGUCAAACCCAUUAUUGUAGGAGGAAGCGGUGAAACGAAAGGUAUAGCUAGUGUUCGCAAGGAUACGGAAAAAAGAAUGGUCAAGAGAGCUGUGGAUGUGAUGAGUGAAAUCGGUGUCGUGUUUGAAAGAGGAAGAUUGGAGGGUAGUGAUUCGGGAGCGGGGAAAUGGGGGGCGAGUGAGUGGGUUUAUAGGAUGGAACCGCCGCUUGAUACUUUGGUUACUUUUCUCACGUCGCCUUCACGGUCUGAUGCGACCUCGGUUCGUUAUGCGGUUCGUCAGGUGCUGGAUCAGGAAUAUCAGAAGAAUAUCAUUGUAAGAGAAAACGCAGCGAGGCAGGCGAGGUAUAAAGCGGGGAAUGUUGAUGGAGGGGAUGAGGAGUACUCGUUUGAGAAGGGGAAAUUCGGAAAGGGGAAGAGUGAGAGGAAAGCGUUGGGAGCAGGGACGGGAAAUCUUGUAAAGAAGGAUUUCUUUGGGAGAGUUUUGGAAGAUAGAGUACUAGGGAAUAGGGAUGGUAAUGCUGGGGGUGGGGAGAAUCGUUCAAGUGGAGAGAAGGGGAGGGAAGAAAAGAAGGUUUGGGUUACGUUUCAUGAGGGUUUCUCAAAUGCGGUUAGGAAACCUAUUACGAUUGGGGAAUUGAUGAGGGGGUUAUAG
Messenger RNA from Sclerotinia borealis F-4128, 3333 nucleotides. The record is from the annotation of a GenBank genome assembly. Lineage: Eukaryota; Fungi; Ascomycota; Leotiomycetes; Helotiales; Sclerotiniaceae.